Sycon ciliatum is the source of this 3431-nucleotide messenger RNA. RefSeq lists its product as uncharacterized. The record is from RefSeq and is a predicted model, not a curated record. Gene Ontology annotation, biological process: carbohydrate metabolic process. The transcript has 2 exons. Bases 272 to 1882 code for a protein of 536 amino acids. Lineage: Eukaryota; Metazoa; Porifera; Calcarea; Leucosolenida; Sycettidae.
AGCCGCGCGCUGUGCACGUGGCAAGUUCCUAAUUCACUUCAGCAACGUCAAGGAAACGGAGACGAAAGUCAGUGUAAAAAAAUACUUCACUCUCCGGCUCCUUGAUCCUCGCUGGACCUCAGCUCAGCCCCCUGAUGGAAAUUGAUUCAUAGCCGCGUAAACUAAUCACAGCCAUUCCUCGGUCCUGUGAGUGUGAAUAGUUGGACAAGAUCACUAGUAUUGAAUAGUCGGACACAGCGCAUGAAAGCCUCCUUACUUGUGUGAAGUAUUGAUGAUUCUUCCCGCACCCAGUCGUCCGCACCGGAGGUGCGACGCUUCGGUGAUUGGAGUCGUCAUGGGCUCCUUGCUCCUGGCCGCCGUCUCGCUGUGGUUUGCCGCUCCACAUGGCGUCCAUAGCAUGAUCACACACCAUGCGGCCGAUGAUCGCGGAGAGGCUUUGUCCGGCACUUGGAGGGAGAGGAUGCUGCAAGGUCGGGAGCGUCUCGGCACAAGUCGUCCAUGGCGGACAGGCACCGCGCCGAUCCCAGCAAACUCUCACUGCUCGCAUGACAUGUUUCCGAACGACACGGCGGCAUACUGGUCCUGCAAAGCACAGUUUUCCAUGCAGCAGAACUGGUUUCCCGACCCGCUGAACGGCUUCUACUCGUACGAGACAUGGAAUGGUUUCGACGGCUUUUGGCAGAAUGGGGCCGUGCUUGAAGCAUUUGCAAACUUCGCCUACUAUGCCAAUCACACGCGCUACCUCUCUGUGGUGAAAAAUUCUUAUCGGGAACUUUGGGACCUGAAGCUUGCUUACGGGCCAAUACCGUCUUAUGAUGACCUCGCGUGGUACGGCUUGAGUUACGCGAGGAUAUACGAGGUUUUCGGCUUUCCCGACUUCCUGCAAGUCUCCCAGCAGCUGUUGGACCUGUGCUAUGUGCGCGGCUGGGACACGAACGAGACCUGCGGCGGUGGCUACUGGUUUGAUAGUUAUAACCAGAAGAAGCAGUGCAUCACCGACCUGCAGCUCAUGCACCUGUCCGGACGGCUGUUUCGUCUGACUGGCUCGACGAACGAGACUCUGAAGAACCUGACGCUGAGGACGUGGCGCUAUCUGGAGAGGCAAAACAUGGUCAACAAUGAAACCUUCCUGGUGUCCGAUGGCAUGAACAUGCAUCCGCAGAACUGCACGCCAAUGAACGAGUAUGGGCCCAGCUACAACAUGGGUGUCAUGAUCGGUGGACUCAUAGAGCUCUCGCACAUGCUGAACGACAGUGACUAUAUUGAGCUAGCACAUAAGAUUGCCAAUGCAACCAUCGUUACCUACACCAAUGAGCAGGGCGUGUUUGUGGAGUACUGCGAGCCGAACAUCACAACAAACGCGACGGCCAACUUCUGCGAUCUGGACCAGCGCAUCUUCAAGGGCCUGUUCAUGCGCUACCUGCGCUACCUCAUGGACGUGUCGGACGAGCCACAUCGACAACGCUAUCACAAUUUCCUAAUGGGCAACAUGGCUGCAGUACUGAACAAUACCCAUUGUGAGCCGUCCGUAGAUCACUGUAGAAUACAGUACUUAGAUGGAACACCGUACCACAACAUAUCGGGUCCACUGUUUGGCCGGUAUUGGAGGGGACCGUUUGACUACGCAGCACCAGAGCAGCAUAUGGCCACGUGGGAGCUGUUCACCGCGGCCAUACUGCCGCACACCCGAUGCCAGGGCAAGGCUUGCGGCUACGAUCCGCCCUAUCCGGUUCAGCCGCCGCAUAAACUGACCUGCAGCAACGAUCCGUGUCCACCGAACGAGCAAUGCUGCGACUACCAGGAUCACUACACGUGCUGUGUGGCCUCCCAGACGUGCGGCACGGAUGGUGUUUGUCACGACAACGGGACCAUGGCAGUUUAGUGCGUGUGGUCCGAUGCACAACAGUACUGCCCAGGUAUGGAGUACUCCACACAUACACUGAUUAUCAUGAUGGAGUACUCCGCAAAUACACUGAUUAUCAUGAUGGAGUACUCCGCACAUACACUGAUUAUCAUGAUGCUCUGCUCAUACUACAUCUAUAGUCAUAAUCAGUGGAGUCUAAGGAUUGCUGCUGAAAUCCGCGGAGAUGCUUGGCUCCUACUUGCACAAUUCAGGCGCGUACGCAGGGGGGUUUCCCGUUGCCCGGAAACCUCCCAAAUGUUCCAAACGAGCAACGAUUUUGGACAUUCAAGUUUGGUCGGGUGCGCGUUCGAUCUGACAAGAAUGCAAAACUUCAACAGAUCGUAACUCAGUCAAAUCUCGCUCAAAUCCAACAAUCCAAAUAUCCAGGUCGAAUAGAAAAAUCUCAGCUGUCGGUAGAAACAAUUCACGAAUGGUUCUUGAGAUAAAUCAUUCGUAAGUUGAGCUGCAAUCUCGGCAAUUUCAAAGCGCGGAGUUCGACUUGAGUACUGUAAAAGCAUUAUAUAUAACAUGACUGUCAAGUUCUUUCACCUCCUACCCCCAUGGUCCGAAUUCAUUCUACGUGUACCUGUUAUGCAGCUAAUGGACACAUGCAUAUACCUUCGCUGAGUUGUACUUGAUUCCAAUGUUGUGCUGCCCACAGCGCUGCUGACACUGAGAGGCAACUAUAAUAAUUAAUAAUACAGUAGACUGUGCCGCUUAUCCGCUGCCCCCCCCCCCCCCCCCCUCGGGGCACGGGGCUGUCUCCGGGGUGUUCGGAUGAGGAGUAUGAUCGGAUAAGGGGGUGGGCACACACCAAUCUAAACCAUACACAGUCCCUCAUAUUUUCAUCAUUUCUCAUUCUCUUCGGCAGUACCACAGGAAUUAGACACACUCCAGUGCCUCAAAAUGACAUGGGGGCAAAAUCUGAUGCCAACCUGUUGCCAUACAUGUACAUCCUGUGCACCAUGUUCAAUGGUGCAUUGGGUGGGGGAAACUUCGAUACAAACUAACUUGCUCAUUUUGUUGUCCCUUGAAUUCAGUGCAAACAGGCAUUUCGGAUGAUUAACUGGCUGUUCGGAUAGUAGUCAUUCGGAUACAAGUAAUCGGCAUUCUACUGUACUGUAGCUGGGAGAGAAGAACUAGCAAACUACACCUACACCCUCCCUACACGUGACAUCACCACACUCCCAUUCUUCUUCCUCUCUUUCCCGGAAGAUUUUGCUCAGGCUCUCCAAAUCUGUUCCCUUAUUGACUUUGCAAUUUGUCAGACAGUGCUAUUUUUUUGCAUCCAUGACAGUACUAUACUAGGGGUGUACUGUGCAUGUGAUACAGUUUUCAUUUGUCCUUUGGAUAUUUCACACGGCACCGCACAGGGGCCAUGUACAUCUGCAAAAUCCUGUUUGCUGAAAUUUGUUCGCAAUCAUACAAUACAUGUACAUACAGUCAACUUCGCUAAUAACGACUGCGGAUAUAACGACAAUUCGCGAACAACGACAGAAUUUCCAUGCCCAGUCUCAGCGCAAAGUCC